GACUUAGAAGAGUGUGGGAAUGCCAUUGGAAUUAUGUUUAAUUCAAUCAACCCGGCAUUUGUUUACUAGUUAUUAUUUCUAAUUUCAAAAACAGUAAAAUUAAAAAAAUAAUUAUUAAAAAUGUCGAAAGUAGCAUCACGUUUAAAGUCAGCAAAAAAAUUAAUGGAAAAAGUAGAUCAUAGUUCUAAAUUACAUACAGAAAUACCGGCUGGUUUAGCAUCUCCAAGUCCACCUCUUGGCUCACAAUUAGGACAGAGAAAUAUAAAUAUUGCCAAUUUUGUGAAAGAAUUUAAUCAAAAAACAGAACAUUUGAAAGAAGGCAUACCAAUACCAUGUAGGGUUAAGGUAAAUUCUGAUAGAACUUAUGAUCUUGUAAUGCAUAAACCUCCGACAUCGUAUUACCUAAUGCAGGCUGCUGGUAUUCAGAGAGGUGCUAUGAACUCAGGAAAAGAAACUUCCGGUAAAAUAACUUUAAAACAUCUAUAUGAAAUAGCUAAAAUAAAAUCUGAAGAUCCACCAUUAAGUUUGCUGACACUGGAACAAAUAACACAGAUGUUUGUUGGUAUAGCUAGAACGAUAGGUAUUCAAAUAGUUCGUGACUUAGAUGCUGAUGAAUAUGCUAAAUUUUUAAAAGAACGAGAAGUUAUUGUUGCUGAGCAAAAGAAAGCAAUUCAGGAGGCGAAGGAAGCUAAGAUGUUACGAACAGCGUAGUUUAUGUUACUGGUAAUAGUGUUUAAAAUAUAUUUAAUUGUAAUCUAUUAUUCGCAUUUGCUUUUUAUCUUUAAGAAUAAAAUCUUUAUUUCAAUCAAA
Molecule: messenger RNA, 810 nt
Organism: Cotesia glomerata
Lineage: Eukaryota; Metazoa; Arthropoda; Insecta; Hymenoptera; Braconidae
Gene: mRpL11
Product: 39S ribosomal protein L11, mitochondrial
Exons: 3
Coding region: 121-711 (196 amino acids)
Biological process (GO): translation
Cellular component (GO): ribosome; mitochondrial large ribosomal subunit
Molecular function (GO): large ribosomal subunit rRNA binding; structural constituent of ribosome
Source: RefSeq, a predicted model, not a curated record